Messenger RNA from Parasteatoda tepidariorum (common house spider), 2528 nucleotides. The record is from RefSeq and is a predicted model, not a curated record. Lineage: Eukaryota; Metazoa; Arthropoda; Arachnida; Araneae; Theridiidae.
UAUUCAUUUUUCUAAUACUGUUAGAGGAAUGCAAAUAAAUAUUUCAAAUUUGGAAUCACAUGCUAACUUGAAUGGAGUAAAUACUGUUGAUUUAAAUUCUACUAUUAAGAUAACUGGUUCCCAUGUGUUUUUGUCUGAAGUGCUUAUUUCCAGUGGUUUAUUUACAACAGUGAAUACUCAUACUUUGAAUAGUGUUCCGAUUUCUGAUUAUAUGAUGUUAAAUGACAGCCACUUGCAUGUAAAUGGCAGCUUCAAAUUGUCACAUUUGACUGUGCAAAAUAUAAAUCUCAGAGCUAUAAACACCAUAGACCCAAAAACCUUUUUUCUUUCAACUGGUAACCAAGUUGUGAUGGAACAAAAGACAUUUAAUUAUUUGCUGUGUGAUGUUAUAUCAGCAAAAAAUUUCAUGCAUAAUUUAAAUAUUACAGAUUAUGCAAAGAAUGUCAUUCGAAUAGGCAAUAUGAUAUAUAAAGAAAUGAUUAUUGAUGGUGACAUUACCAUUUUGGAUAAUUUAAUUGUCAAACGCAUAAAUGGGAAGGAUUUAUCUAAGUUGUUUUUGGCUUCUGUCAAAAAGAAUAAAAUUGAAACUAUAAAAGGGAAGAAGAUAUUUUAUGAACCUGUGAAAAUUAAGGAUAUGUCGAUUCUUGGAUAUAUAAAUAAUUUUGAUUUUAAUCAUCUCUUUACACUGAAAACUUCUCAAACUCUACCUGGUACUUUCUUUUUUACAAAGUUUUCUCCUAAUAGCAUUGCUACCAACUCCAUAAAUGGUAUUGAUUUUAGCCAGGAUGCCGUUUUAAUGUUCGGAAUGUCUGUUGUUAAAAGGAAAGUACAUUUUUUACAGCCAGUUAUUGUUCUUGAUAUAAUAGUUGAGAAUAAUGGUACUAUCAAUGCAUUGAAGUUAUCAAAGGAAAUACAGUACCUUCCUCAGAAAAAUUUCACUGUGUUUACUAAAGACUUCAUUUUCAAAAAUUUGAUUGUUGAAAAUAGCAUUAACAUAACUGAUUCCAGAAUCGAGAAUAUCCUUCUUACUCUUAAAAAUAAUGUUUGGCUCAAGAAAAAAUUUCAGAAUGUUUCUGAAGGACGUUACAGAAGAUUAUUAACACAAAACCUACAAGUGCAAACAGUGAAUGGAAUUUCUCUGCAAGACAUUGUUUUAACAAUUUCAGAUUCUCAUAUUAAUUCAGAGAAAAUAUUUUUAAAUGAUGUUCAUUUGAGCUCUAUGGCAUCAACCUCAAGAGAAAAGCUUAUCAACAUUGAUGAUGCUUUCGUGACCAAGAAUUUUUCAUUCAUAUUUAAAGAUAUGCAUGUAAAAGGUAACAUCGAUGUGCCUGUUUUGAAUAAUGUUUUAAUGUCUGAUUUAAUGCAUACUAAAAAACUUCAGAUUUGCAAAGGCAGAACAGCUUUUGAUAGAGUCCAGCUGAAGAGUUUACUCUCAAAAAAUCUUAAAUUUUCUACAUUUAAAGAUAAGAACAUUGAUAAUUAUUUUUUAUCUACUUUGAUGCCACAAAAACACAUUCUCAGUGCAAAAUUCAUGAAUAUAAAAGCAAUGAAAUUGGUUGUUACCGGCUUCUUGAAUAGAAAAGAUCUCAACAGAUUGUAUGAUUCUGUUGUUACUUUGGAUUCCAAUCAAAAGAUUUUAGCUACUUGUAUGUUUUCAAGUUCAUUAAAUCUUAAAGUACUUAAUGUAUCAAAUUUAAUUGAUUUGAAUUCAGUUGUUCUACGUGAUGUUUCAAGCUUAAUAAUUUCUCGCAAGGAGUUUAUUGGAUCUUUCUCUGCUGAAAACUUGUGGCUAGAUGGUAAAAUAAAUAAUGUUUCAAUCAAUGAUCUGAGUAUGAAUGCUUUUCUAAAAAAUUCUCGAAAUAUCAUCCAAAAAGUGAUUACUUUUCAGUCAAAUUUUUCAACACCCUCUUUAAAGGUUGAUCUGAAUGCUACACUUGAUCAUGUAAUGUUUUCUGAGCUUCUAAAAGUUGAAGAUCCACUGCAUGCUGAUGCAUUCCAGAUUUCUUCUGUUUAUGUUAAAAACUUAACGUUUAAUGGACAGAUAAAUCAAUGUGGCUCAUUUUCGGAAUUAUUUGAAAGUGCAUUACAAAAAAAUAAAGGACAAACAUUCUUGAUGAGCAAGAACUUUAAUAGUUUAAACAUUGAUGGAAAUUUAUUUCUAGAAAAAGAUAUUAAUGGUUUAUCAGCGCAUGAUAUUAAUCAUAAAUUAUCAUUCCUUGAAGGAGAGAAUGAAUCAAAGAAUUAUAAGUUUUUUAAUGUUCGUGCAAUCUGGUUGAGAGUUUCGAAUUAUUUUAAUGGCAUUGAUGUGGACUUUAUUUUAAAAGACUCAAUUACUAAAGAGGGCACUGAGGUUAGUAAUGUUCUUUUAUUUUUAUAUUUUAUAUAUUUUUAUUAUUUCAUUUAUUUAAAUGUGCUACAUAUAGUACUUUAAGAGUCUGCAUGCGAGAUUUUUUAGUGUAAAAUCCGAGAAACCACUCAAUCUUUUUAAAAUGAAUUUUGAGAAUGCAUAUAGAAUUCUGCCGAAUACA